Messenger RNA from Paraglomus brasilianum, 702 nucleotides. Lineage: Eukaryota; Fungi; Glomeromycota; Glomeromycetes; Paraglomerales; Paraglomeraceae. The record is from the annotation of a GenBank genome assembly.
AUGGAUCCAGAAGGCUCUCUAAAACGAAAAUUUGUCUCCCAGGAAGAGAUAGACGAAGCUCGUCGGAAAAGACAAGAAGAAUGGAAGAUUGUUAUGGAGAAGACGGGGAAAGAGGCUCCUCAGCAAGAGGAGGAAUAUGAUCCUCGAACUUUAUACGAGAGAUUACAAGAGCAGAAAAUGAAAAAGGAAGAAGCAUUUCAAGAGCAGACUAGAUUAAGUAAUCUCAUUCAUAGACUAGACGAGGACGAGAUUGAAUUCUUGGCUACGUUGGAGAAUCAAGAGCGCAAAAGCGAAAAAGUAAAGCUCAAAAAAGAAGAAGAACUUCUCGAAGAAUUCAGACGUGCUGCAGCAGAAGCAGAUGAAGCCACUCAUAACGCAAUUUCAGUAAUAACCGGCUUUGCGUCGCAUGCUAAACAGCAUCCUGAUAAGCCUAAGGUCAUCAAACACGAUGCACAGAAGGAUAUCUUGAAAAAUGCGGUAAAGAGGCGGAAAGUAAUGAUUCAGAAAAAAGCAUCGGGAGAUAGUGAAACCGGAAGUGAUCAUUUGAACAAGAAGAUUAAGAUCGAAGAUACGAGGGAUAAGAAUGAAGGCGAUGGUGAUGGCGCGAAAAAAAGUGAAGAAAAAAAGAAGGGUAGUAAGAAAGAAGGUGAUAGUGCUGACGCCACCAAGAAAACUGAGAGAGUGGAUAAAUCGAGAAGAUGA